UAUGAAUAGUAUCGGCCCUGUCUUAUCUGGCUGUUGUGUUCAUGUUUUUUUUGCCUAAUACACAGUCCACGUUUUUACGAAUGCAUUGUUUCAUGUGGAAUUAAAGCCUGCGAAGCCUAGCUGGACCUAGCCUGGCUUCAUUAUCGUGGAUUACACGACCGAUUCUUUUAUAUGUUUAUUUUUGUGUCCUUCUCUGGCAGCAGGCUGGUUUACUGUGUGGAGAGUGAAGCUAAAGCUGCAGCAUGGCCUGAGGUUUGACCUUCCCGGUGACCACAAACGUCUCCUUUAAUCGCCGUAUAGCGCCACCGUGUGGUGUAUUUCAGCCUUACGGCACCGUCUUAUACCGGAAGUAAACCCGUGAGGUCGUCAUGGGGAGUAAAGUCAGCUCCAAAAUGGCAGCGCCCACCGCCCGAGUUAUUCAGGCUGUUCGACCUCACGCUCCUUUGAUUAAGUUCCCCAACAGGCAAGACGUGCCAAGGCCCAAUGUCCAAGAGGUGCUAAAAGUGUUAACUGCCAACUUACCACAACACACUGCGCCCAGUGCAUCUAUAGCUGCAGCGCCGCCUCCUUUAUCAAGACCUUACGCACCUUUGACUUCAGUCGCCAGCACACCAGACACUUUGGCCUCUGUUCAGCUGCUCCCCGCAAGGUACCGCAGGAGACCGCUGACCCUGGAUGAAAUGGACUACAUUCAGCGAGGUGGACCAGAGUGACAGGAAGUGGCUCAGCAACUGCAACCAAAGUCCUUAUCUGUUGGAGAUAAACAUGUCUUUAAUUCUGUUCCUCGGAAGCUAAUGCCAUGAGACCUGAUGUAGAAUAAACUAUUUAAUAAAUCCUG
Betta splendens (Siamese fighting fish) is the source of this 838-nucleotide messenger RNA. RefSeq names its product mitochondrial ribosomal protein S36 (gene kgd4). The coding region runs from base 369 to 713 and encodes 114 amino acids. NCBI's taxonomy places the organism in Eukaryota, Metazoa, Chordata, Actinopteri, Anabantiformes, Osphronemidae. The transcript has 5 exons. The record is from RefSeq and is a predicted model, not a curated record. Gene Ontology annotation, biological process: 2-oxoglutarate metabolic process.